Molecule: messenger RNA, 3594 nt
Organism: Eruca vesicaria subsp. sativa (arugula)
Lineage: Eukaryota; Viridiplantae; Streptophyta; Magnoliopsida; Brassicales; Brassicaceae
Source: the annotation of a GenBank genome assembly
AGUUCACUUGCGUGUGUGUCCCGUGGAGAAUUAAAAAACCGUAGCCUAGCAUUUGUCUUUCUUCUCAAAAAGCUCAAUCUUUUGUCUUUCUUCCUUCUGUCGUCUCCUCUGUUUUCUAAAAGUUUCGUUUUUUAUUUCUCUCGAAAAUCCUCUAAUCGUUGAUCAUGGAGAGAUCUGAUUCCAGAGAUUUCUUCAACUUUGUUCGCUCUUCCUCAGAUCAAAACAGUUCGCUCUUUGACGCAUCUCAGUAUGAUUUCUUUGGGAAAAAUCUUGACGAAAUGUCACUGGGAGGUUUAGACGAUGAUGAAGUGACCGCUCCUGUUCUUGGAAUUGCUCAUGCUGAUGCUGCUGAUGAUGAGUACCACUUGUUUGAUAAAGGAGAGGCUGCAGGUUUAGGAUCAUUAUCUGACAUGGAUGAUCUUGCCACAACUUUUGCAAAGCUAAACAGAGUUGUUACCGGGCCUAAACACCCUGGAGUUAUUGGUGACAGGGGAUCAGGAUCCUUUUCAAGAGAGAGUUCUUGUACUACCGAUUGGACACACGAUACAGAGCUCACAAGCUGGUUAGACGAACAAGAUCAAGAGGCUAAUAGAUGGUCCUCACAGCCACAGUCAGCUGCUCACUCAAAACCUUUGUACAGGACAUCCUCCUAUCCUCACCAGCCACCGCAGCUCCAACACUACAAUAGUGAACCAAUAAUUGUACCGGAAUCAACUUUCACUUCCUUUCCUCCACCUGGUAGCAGAUCUCAGCAGACUUCACCUGGAAACCUCCAUCGCGCUCCUUCUCUUCCUGGUGGUUCUCAGUUCAAUUUCACUGCACCUUCCCCGCGGUCAAACUCUGGUUUUCAUCAUUCAGGACUGUCACAGGGCCCCCACUAUGGUGGUAAUUUGACUAGGUAUGCCUCUUGCGGUCCCACGCUUGGUAACAUGGUGCAACCUCAUUGGGCCACUGAUCCUGGUCUUCUGCACGGAGAUCAUUCUAGUUUAUUACAUAGUCUGGUGCAGCAACAGCACCAACAAUUGCCUCCUCGGAAUGAUCUUAUGUCGCAACAUAUGAUGGCCCUCCAGCAGAGACAAUCAUAUGCUCAACUAGCGGCGCUACAGUCCCAACUGUACAGUUCCUAUCCUACACCAUCACGUAAAGUCCCUUUCGGGGGUAGUGAGGUUAGGGAACACAAACACAAGUCGUCAUCUCAUAGAAGUCGAAAGAACAAAGGCAUCGCCCAACAGGUAUCAGAUGCAGCUAGUCAGAAAAGUGAAAGUGGAUUGCAGUUUAGAUCAAAAUACAUGACUUCUGAAGAAAUAGAGAGUAUACUCAAGAUGAAGCAUUCUAAUUCACACAGCAGUGAUCCUUAUGUCAAUGACUAUUACCACCAAGCUCGCCUUGCCAAGAAGUCUAGAGCAAUCUCACACUUCUACCCUUCUCAGCUGAAGGAUCACCAGCCUCGGUCCCGUAAUAGCUCUGAACAGAAUCAACAAGUUCAUGUAGAUGCUCAUGGGAAGAUCACACUUCCUUAUAUUCGCAAGCCACGUGCGUUGCUUGAGGUUGACUCUUCUCCUGGCUCUAAUGAAGGAAGCGCAGGAAAACACUUGGAGCAGGAACCUCUUGUUGCAGCUAGGGUUACUAUUGAAGAUGCUCUUGGAGUUCUUAUUGACAUAGUUGACAUUGACAGGCAUCUUCAAUCCACUAGGCCUCAGGACGGAGGUGCUCAGGUCAAGAGAAAGCGGCAGAUUCUGCUAGAAGGAUUAGCGACAGCACUCCAACUUGCUGAUCCGUUCAGCAAAACCAAUCAGACUGCUAAGGAUGAUGUUGUCUUUCUCCGUAUAGCUACUCUUCCAAAGGGUAAGAAAAUGCUUACAAAGUAUGUACAACUUCUAGUUCCAGGCACCGAGAUUGCUAGAGUUGUCUGCAUGGCUAUAUUCCGCCACUUGAGGUUUCUCUUUGGCGGCUUGCCUUCAGAUACUUUAGCAGCAGAGACGAUUGUGAAUCUUGCCAAAGCAGUCACGGUCUGUGUUCAAGCUAUGGACCUCCGUGCACUGAGUGCUUGCCUUGCAGCUGUAGUGUGUUCCUCAGAGCAGCCACCUCUGCGUCCUAUAGGAAGCUCUGCUGGGGAUGGUGCUUCAGUUGUCUUGAUAUCUCUUCUCGAGAGAGCUGCUGAAAUAGUGGUGGUUCCUCGAGUGGUCCAUGAUGGUCUAUGGAGAGCCUCGUUUGAUGAAUUCUUCAACCUUCUUACCAAAUACUGCAGGAGCAAGUAUGAGACGAUCCGGAGCCAGAACCAAGGGAGUGCAGCUGAUGUUUUGGAACUGGCGAUAAAGAGGGAAAUGCCUGCUGAGCUUUUGCGAGCGAGCAUCCGUCACACCAAUGACGACCAGAGGAGCUAUUUGUUAAACUUUGGCCGUAAACCGUCGGCUAUUAUUAGUGAGUCGGCGUCGCAUGCAAGGGGUGGUCAGAUCAACAGUGAAUCUGUGAGGGGCUUACCAAAGAGAGAUAGAGAAGUGAUAACCAAUGGGGCUUAGAGGAUUACCAGGGAGUGGAUCAAACAACCAGUCAAGGGGUGUGUGUGUGUGGAGUGUGGACUCAGGAGCCAAACUUGUAAGUAACCUGGUGCAGGUGUAGGAAUCUUUUCACAAGGGUUUCAGUGCUUUUAGAUUCUGCUCUUGUUCUUUCUUACUUUGAACUCUUUUCCUAUUAUAAUGGUGGACAAAUGCAGACUCUGCUUUAUUAUGUAUUAAUGAUGAGUAGGUUGUCGGAAGAAGAAAUGUCUUCUCCUAGGGGAGCCAUAUUAUGAUGCUCUUUAUGUUGAAAACUCCAUUGUUAGGGAACAAAAUAGAGGGGUGUUUAAGAGUUUUGGAGGGAUAUUAAUGUUUGUGUACAGAAUGAUGAUGAACCCUUUAAUGGAGAAUAGUGAGAUUAGAGCUGGAAUGAGAUUAGGCUUCAAUUAGCAGGUUUAAGUUCUGGAAGCAGCUGGGAAAGUGAGUUCGAAGUUUGUUAUCUGACAUUUUUCUUUAGUCUGUAAUAAUAAUCAGAACACACGCAAAAACCUCUUUUGAAAACUGUUGGAUCUAUUUCUUUCUUUACCUCUUGCGUCUCUCGUUAGUUGUUUCAAGAUUUCAUUCUCUGGGUUCUUCUCUCUUUUUUUUUGUGAAGGAGUUGAGACUACAACACUAUAUAAAGCUGGUUUAAUCCUAGUAGAUUCUUUGGUUUUACUAAUGAUUGUUUUUUUUUGAUGACCAUUACUAAUGAUUGUUUGGUAUAGGCAAAAUCUUGAAACUACACUUUUAGAAUUUGAUUUUGUUGUUUUUUAGUACAAUACUUGCAGAUUUUUCUGCAAUGUUGAGUGACUUUGCGCCAAUGGUGAGAGACGUGUAAUCUACAACUCCACUAUGCUAAUGAUAUACUUUGUUCGCGGGAGCCACUAUUUGGUGUAACCACCGAGUUUCAUGUUUGCAUUUUUCUUAUUACUAUUUUUUUUUUUUGUCAAAGUGUAUGUGCAUUUUCAUAUUAUUAAUGACAAUUAUAUUUACUCGACAUCAGCAAAGAAAGAAAAAGUAGAAGAGUAGAAACUAUGUAUGAGUUGUAACUACGAUAACA